Apis cerana (Asiatic honeybee) is the source of this 6306-nucleotide messenger RNA. RefSeq names its product Isoleucyl-tRNA synthetase (gene IleRS). The record is from RefSeq and is a predicted model, not a curated record. Gene Ontology annotation, molecular function: isoleucine-tRNA ligase activity; ATP binding; tRNA binding. NCBI's taxonomy places the organism in Eukaryota, Metazoa, Arthropoda, Insecta, Hymenoptera, Apidae. Gene Ontology annotation, biological process: isoleucyl-tRNA aminoacylation.
AAUAUUUAUAAUUUAUAAUUUUUAACAUUACACUACUAUAAAAAAAAAUUCCCAAAAUUAUAUUUAAAAUAUGAAAAAAUGCUAAAAUUUAAUUUUAUCCCUCGAUUUCUCAUUGAUCAAAAAAAUUAUUUCAUUAAUAAUUCAUUAUAUUCUAUAUUAUACUCUAUAUAUAAAUUUUUAUUAAAAAUCAAAAUUUUCGGGAAUGUGAAUUUUUUUAAGAUAGUGACUUUUAUGAUUGACUGUAUAUUUAAUAAAAUAGUUUAAUUAUUAUAUAAAUAUUUAUAUAAAUUUUUUAUAUGUAUAUAUAUUUAAAUCAAGUUUUAAUUUUCUGUAUAUAUUAAAAUUUUUAAUAUUUAAUAUUAAAUUUAAAAAAUAAUAAAAAAUAUAUUCUUUGUUCGAAUGUUAUGUUCACCUUUAUAGAAACACGUGCUUCAAGUCAGUGCUAACCUCUAAAAUUUCAUUACGUGUAAUUUGGUAACGUGUUUCUUCUGAUACAUGACACCUUGAAUUCGAUAAUUGCAUCAACGUACCAAUUGGUACUAAAUAUUUUCUAAAAUAGUUUUCUAAAAUUUUAUAAUUAUAAACAUGAAAGAAAAACUUCCUGAAACAAUUAAUUUUUCGAAAGAAGAAGAGAUUAUUUUAGAAUUGUGGAAAAAAUGUGAUACGUUUCAGAAUUCUUUAAGAUUGUCAAAAGGAAAACCAAAAUAUUCAUUUUAUGAUGGUCCACCAUUUGCUACGGGAUUACCUCAUUAUGGACAUAUACUUGCAGGUACAAUAAAAGAUAUUGUAACAAGAUAUGCUUAUCAAUCUGGUUAUCAUGUGGAAAGACGAUUCGGAUGGGAUACUCAUGGUUUACCUGUCGAAUUUGAAAUUGAUAAAACAUUAAAUAUAAAAGGUCCUGAUGAUGUUAUGAAAAUGGGAAUAGAAAACUAUAAUAAGGAAUGUCGAAAUAUUGUAAUGAAAUAUGCAACAGAAUGGGAAAUAAUUGUAGGUAGAAUUGGUAGAUGGAUAGAUUUUAAAAAUGAUUACAAAACAUUAUAUCCUUGGUAUAUGGAAUCUAUUUGGUGGGUUUUUAAAGAAUUGUACAAUAAAGGUCUCGUAUACCAAGGUGUUAAGGUAAUGCCAUAUUCCACUGGUUGUAACACACCUUUAUCUAAUUUUGAAUCAGGACAAAAUUAUAAAGAUGUUAUUGAUCCUUCCAUAGUUGUAUCAUUUCCAUUAGUAGAUGAACCAGGUGUUUUUAUUCUUGCUUGGACUACUACACCUUGGACUUUACCCAGCAAUUUAGCUCUUUGUUGUAAUCCUAUCUUUGAAUAUGUAGAAGUUAAAGAUCACUCAUCUGGUAAUAUUUAUAUUAUAUUAGAAUCAAGUUUAGAACUUAUUUACAAAUCUAAAGAUUUAUAUACUAUACAAGGUAAAAGGAAAGGAUGUGAUUUAAAAGGAAAGAUUUAUAAUCCUCCUUUUCCAUAUUUUCAAAAUUUAAGAGAGAAGGGUGCCUUUAUAAUAUUAAAUGAUACAUAUGUCACAGCAGAAACUGGUACAGGUAUUGUUCAUCAAGCUCCAUAUUUUGGAGAAGAUGAUUAUCGAUGUUGUUUGGAAGGUGGUGUAAUAACAAGAGAUCAAGAAAUUAUAUGUCCUAUUGAUAGCUGUGGAUGUUUUAUAGAACCAGUACAUGAUUUUGUUGGAAAAUACGUAAAAGAUACUGACAAAGAUAUUAUUAAGUAUCUUCAGACACAUAAAAGAUUAAUUUAUAAUGGCACUACUAAACAUAGUUAUCCAUAUUGUUGGAGAUCUGAUACACCAUUGAUAUAUAAAGCUGUACCUUCAUGGUUUAUUAGAGUGGAAGCCAUAAAAAGUAAACUCCUUACAGCAAAUAGUAAUACAUAUUGGAUACCAGAUUAUAUUAAAGAAAAACGAUUUGGUAAUUGGUUAAAAGAUGCUCGUGAUUGGACUAUUAGUAGAAACCGUUAUUGGGGUAAUCCAAUUCCUCUGUGGAUAUCAGAAGAUGGACAAGAAAUUGUAUGUGUAGGAAGUAUUGCAGAAUUAGAAGAAUUAACUAAUACAAAAAUAACAGAUAUUCAUAGAGAAAAUGUAGAUCAUUUAACUAUACCAUCAAAACGACCAGGAUACUCACCUUUACAACGUAUACCUGAAGUGUUUGAUUGUUGGUUUGAAUCUGGAUCAAUGCCAUAUGCACAAAUGCAUUAUCCUUUCGAACAUCAGAAAGAAUUUGAAGAAAAUUUCCCAGCUGAUUUUAUUGGUGAAGGUAUUGAUCAAACUCGUGGAUGGUUUUAUACUCUUUUAGUUAUAUCAACAGCUCUUUUUGGGAAAGCUCCAUUUAAAAAUUUGGUAGCUAAUGGUUUAAUACUUGCAUCUGAUGGACAAAAAAUGUCUAAACGUAAAAAAAAUUAUCCAGAUCCUGUGGAAAUUAUUAAUAAAUAUGGAGCAGAUGCUCUUCGUUUAUAUUUAAUUAAUUCUCCCGUUGUUAGAGCAGAAAAUCUGCGUUUUAAAGAAGAAGGAGUUAGAGAUAUUAUAAAAGAUGUUUUUUUACCUUGGUACAAUGCAUUUAGAUUCUUAAUGCAAAAUAUUGAAAAAUUUGAAAGAGAAGAAAAAAUUACUUUUGUAUAUGAUGAUUUUAAAAAUGUAUAUUCUAAUAAUAUAAUGGAUAGGUGGAUUUUAUCUUUCACACAAACAUUAUUACAAUUUUUCAAACGAGAAAUGCAUGCUUAUAAGUUAUAUACUGUCGUUCCUCAUUUAAUAAAAUAUAUUGAUAAUCUUACUAAUUGGUAUGUAAGAAUGAAUAGAAAACGUAUAAAGGGAGAUGGUGGUGUAAUCGAUUGUCAACAAGCUUUGACAACCUUAUUUUCUGUUCUCUAUAUAAUGGUACGUGUAAACGCACCAUUUACACCAUUUUUAACAGAAUUUAUGUUUCAACGUUUGGUUAAAUUACUUCCUCCAUCUAAAACUAAUAUGGACAGUGUUCAUUAUCAAAUGAUACCAGAAUCUAAUUCAAAAUUAAUAGAUGAAAAAAUUGAAAAGGCUGUAUCUUAUAUGCAAACUGUAAUUGAAUUAGGACGUGUUAUAAGAGAUAGAAAAACAAUUCCUGUUAAAUAUCCAUUACCAGAAAUUGUAGUAAUUCAUCAAGAUGCUGAAGUAUUGAAAGAAAUAAAGUCUCUGGAAUUAUAUAUUCUUGAGGAACUUAAUGUAAAAGAAUUAACUAUUACUACAGAUAAGGAAAAAUAUGGUGUUAAAUUAAAAGCAGAACCAGAUCAUAAAAUACUUGGAGCUCGUCUUAAAGGAGAAUUUAAAUCUGUUACUCAAGCUAUUAAAGAACUUUCUGAUGAAGAAUUGCAAAUUUUUGUUUCAAAAAAAGAAAUUAUUAUACAAGGUCAUAAAUUAGAAGAACAAGAUUUACGACUUAUGUUUAGUUUCACAGGUCCAGCAGCUGAAAAAUUGUCAAAACAGUAUGAAGCUCAUAGUGAAGGAAAUGUUUUAAUUUUAUUAGAUGUUACUCCUGAUGAAAAUAUGCAUAAUGAAGGAAUGGCAAGAGAAAUAAUCAAUAGAGUUCAGAAGCUAAGAAAGAAAGCUCAAUUAGUUCCAUCUGAUGAAGCCAUUGUAUAUUAUGAAAUACAAGAUCAAAAUAGUAAUUUGGCAAAAGUAAUUAUCAGUCAUAAAGAAUUUAUUGAAAAUGCAACUAAAACUCCACAAGAAAAUAUAUCAAAAAUGUCAAAUAAUGCAAAUAUAAUCAUAGAAGAAAUGCAAAAAAUUAAAAAUAUUAAUAUGAAACUUAUUUUAGUAAAACCUGAUAUUGAAAAUGAUAAAAAUAAUGUAGAACCUUUCUUAAAAUACGUAAAUAUUGAACUUAUAGGCAUAAAACCAAGAUUUGGUGCAACUAAUUGUAUAGGAACUAUAUUAUUAGAAACUCCUAACACAUUAGUUCCUAUUUCUUACGAUCAAUUAAACUAUGAAAUUCAAUUAAUAUUUGGUAUUUAUGGUUGUGCUUAUAAUUUAUAUGUUGAUAAUAAACCACUAUCGGAAGAAACAAAUAUUUUAUCAUUGCAUCAACAAACAAUAAAAGUAAUAAAAGUAGGUUUAGUUAUAACUCAAUCAUUUUCAGUAUUAAAACAUCCUGUUUGUAAAUUCAUUAAUAUUAAUAGCACUUUAGGGAAAGGUACUAUUCUUUUAGAAAAUCCAAAAGGAAACUUUAAUUUAAAUAAUGCAAUGUUAAAAGAACAAUUAAAUAUCUUUUUUAAUAAACUUAAUAUUUCUGAACCUAUACCUGAGGUAUUAAACGAAUUUUGGGGAAAAACAUUUCAAUUAAGUUAAUUUCUAUUUAAAAGUGAUUUUUCAUUAAUUAUUUAUUUUACAUACGUACAUCAUCUUUAAAAUGUUUUUCAAAAUUUAAUAAUUUCAUUCAAAUUUAAAUUGAAAUUCAUAUUAAAUAUUAAUUCUACAAACUAUACAUUGUAUAUUUAAAUACCAAUUCUGAAUUGGUGGUAACUUUAUUCACAUAUUAUAUUUAUUUAUUUUAUAUAAGAAUUUAUAAAUCAUUCAAUUUUGUGGAAAACAGUAUGUAAUUACAUCAUUUUUAUAAUUAAGAAUUAAUAAAAGAUUAUUAUUAUAAACUAUAUAAUAUACAAAUAUACCUUUUUUUUCAUUGAAUUGAGAAUUUUUUUAAUUCUGUUAAAUUCAAAUGAAAAAUAAAUUUUUAUUUACAUAAAAUCAAUUGAACUAUGAAAUAUGCUAAUACAUGAAAAUGUCAAAUAAAUAACUAUUUAUUUCAUAUUCAAUAAAAAUUGUGAUAUUAUAUAAUUUGAUUUUUUUUACCACUAUAAUACAGUCUAUUACAGAAAUAAGGAUAAAUCGACAUCAUUUGUCAGAAAAAGUAAUAAAUUUUCUUUUUUGAAAGUAAUAUAAACUGUAUGUUUUAAUAAAUUAUAAUUUUAUGAUUGCUUAAUACAUUAUAAGUUAUAUGUAUAUAUACACAUUGUUAAUAACUUUUAUUUUUUUUAACAAUUCAUAAUGCUCAGUAAUAAUGCUCCAAAAAACAUUAAUAUUAUGUAAUUUUCAUUCUAAAGUUAGAAACUUUGGAAGAUUUAUAAAAAGUAUAAUAAUUUUGUUUCAAUAAUUGCAAUUUAUAAUAGUUAUACAUAGUAUAUUCAAGUUUAAGAUAUAUAUAGAUCAAUUCAAUAGUAAUUUUUAAAUUCAAUAAAAAUAUUAUAAAUAUGUAAAUAUAUAAUAAAUUUUUUGUUGAAAAUGAUAUAGCAUUAUUGCAAAUUGUCAUUUAUAACAUUUAUUAUGACUAAUUCAACAAAUGAAUAAUAUUUAUCAAAAUUAAUUUCGCAAAUAUAUUUAAAUGAACAAAUAUUGGCUAGUUAUCAAAAUAUUAAUUAUUCGAAUUUAUAAAUUUAAUAUUAUAUACGUUCCCAUUUAUAAUCAUAGUUUUUUAUAAAUCCAACGAAAUUUCCUUUGUAAAUAUAUAAAUUAAAAUUUUGAGUUAAAAAAAGAAAAAAUGCAGAUAAAUUGAUUUAAAAUUUGAAAUGCAAAUCCAUACUAUCUAAGUAUACUUGAUAUAUUAUUCAUAUGAAUUCCUUUAUACAUUGAUAAAAAUCACAAUAACCCUUCAUGUUCUCUUUUAUGUCAGGAACCAAUGUGUUUAAAUGAUGUUACACUGAAAACACACAUUAAUGUUUACAAAAUCAUAUUUCAAAAUAAUAUCUUUAACUGUUUCUUUGCUAUAAAUUCACGCAAUAUUUCUGAUGUUGCAUUGUUGAUUGAAAAAGAAAUUACUAACUAAUGACAUAAUAUUAAAGCUACUGACAUUGCGAAAAUUGCAGUGAGUGCAUAUAAUGCGAGAGUUGUACUCGCGGUAAAAAAUUGAGCAUAAUGAUAUCGGGAAUACCAAGCGAAACCUAACAUGACAGUCAAAAUGACCACUAAUGGUCUACUCAAAUCCCAUUCAUUAUGCACAGAACUAAUUCCUGUGCCAACAGGAAUAUCAGAAAAUGAUUGAGGGUUAAAAUAAAUUGGUGAUGAAUUGUCUAAUGUUGAUGUUUGAGAUGAUACAGGAUUUGGUCGUGGUUGAUGAACCAAACAAUGAACUACACAAUUGUUAUAUAAGCCACAUCUUUCCAAUGUUUGAUUGUCAGGUUGCAGUACUCGACCAUUAAAAACUAAACGCACUAAUUUUUGUGCAUCUAGCUCUGUUUGAAAAUGCCUCCUGAAAAUAUGUAAUUAUGUAUUUCAUUUCAUUAUGUUACAUUACAUAUUUUAUUUAUAAAUUAAUAAAUUUUAUAUAAAUAUUUA